Messenger RNA from Oncorhynchus masou masou (cherry salmon), 585 nucleotides. RefSeq names its product syntaxin-binding protein 1-like. The record is from RefSeq and is a predicted model, not a curated record. Lineage: Eukaryota; Metazoa; Chordata; Actinopteri; Salmoniformes; Salmonidae. Gene Ontology annotation, cellular component: plasma membrane; secretory granule. The transcript is spliced from 7 exons. Gene Ontology annotation, biological process: neurotransmitter secretion; intracellular protein transport; vesicle-mediated transport. Gene Ontology annotation, molecular function: syntaxin-1 binding. The annotation marks the transcript as partial.
AUGAAUGACGUCAUCAAGAAGGUACACAAGAAAGGAGAAUGGAAGGUGCUGGUCGUAGACAAGCUGAGCAUGAGGAUGAUGUCAUCCUGCUGUAAGAUGACAGAUAUCAUGUCAGAGGGCAUCACCAUUGUUGAAGACAUCGGCAAGAAACGGGAGCCUCUCCCAAGCAUGGAGGCCAUCUACUUAAUAACUCCCAAUGAUGAGACUGUGGAGGCACUCAUAGAUGACUUCAGAGACCCUCGGUCGCCCAGAUACAGAGGAGCUCACGUCUUCUUCACUGACACAAUCCCAGAUUCAUUGUUUAAUUUGUUGACGAAAUCCCGCGCGUCCAAAGCCAUGAAGACCUUGACUGAGAUCCACAUCGCCUUUCUGCCCUAUGAGUCUCAGGUGUUUUCCCUGGACAAGACAGAUGCCUUCCAGGACUUCUACAGCCCCUACAAGGCUGACAUUAAGCACAACAUGUUGGAGCGCUGUGCUGAGCAGAUCGCCACUCUCUGCAAUACCCUGAAGGAAUACCCUGGCGUCAGAUACAGAGGGGAGUAUAAAGACUGUACCACUCUGGCUCAGCUCCUGCAGGACAAGCUG